Molecule: messenger RNA, 9716 nt
Organism: Betta splendens (Siamese fighting fish)
Lineage: Eukaryota; Metazoa; Chordata; Actinopteri; Anabantiformes; Osphronemidae
Gene: nfasca
Product: neurofascin homolog (chicken) a
Exons: 35
Coding region: 1208-5425 (1405 amino acids)
Biological process (GO): cell-cell adhesion; brain development
Molecular function (GO): cell-cell adhesion mediator activity
Source: RefSeq, a predicted model, not a curated record
AUCGUCCUUGUCUUCUCUGUGACCUGUGUGUAAAUGUGCUCAUGCGUGUCUGACUUGUAUGUUUGAGCUUUUAUGGGUUAUGUGCACAAAAAUGGAAGGUGGAGAAAAAAUGCAUACUUUUGAGUCUUGCAUAUUGUAAAUACCAAAAAAUAAGAUAAUUACAAAAGACUGCUUUAGACCCUCGACUGUAUUUGCUGCUGACUUGUGCUAAUAUCUGACCUAAUUUCUCUAAUUAUUGCUGAUUGCUUUUAUGGUCAUGUUCUGAUGUUGCUAGUUCAACACAGCUUACAAACCCUCUUUGCUAAUGCAUACAGUAGUAAUGCUUCACGCACAUUUUUAUGUAAUUUCAACAGUGUCAUUUUGCUGAUAUCCUUUUGUGUUAAAACAGCUUCAAUGGUGUAUAAUAUAAAGUUUAAGCUAUAACAGCAGAAGCAGUCAUGUAAUGCCAUCACUACCAAGAUUAACACAGCUGUGUGUGACCUUGUGUGGCUUGGAUUGUGGACAGUUUUCAGUUGUUACUGCGUAGAGCUUUGCAUCUUGAACUAUGGCCUCUACGUUUUUUCUUCUCAGUGGUGUAUUUUGUAUUUUUCGUCAGCAGUUGUUGUUUUCUGGUCAUUUCUGUGUGAGUGCUGCAGCCCGUUUGGCUGAAUAGUCUGAGCUAAGGUCAGUAAAGAUGAUGUUCAGUGUGAGUGAGAGAUUAUGUGCGUGUGUUUGACAGCAGUGCAGCGCGUGUGUGUGUCUGAGGCUCAUUAAUAAUGUAUGAAGUGGGAGGGGUGAUGGAGAGGGGGAGGCGACAGAUGGAGAAUCAGUGUGCAUGAGAGAGGCGGAGAGAGGACACGCUCCGAGAAACAGUGACAGAACAGAGACGGGGAGAAAGACUCAGCAAGAGUGAAAACCAUGGACAGACUUUAAUGUUUGCCAUCAGUUCUUACGGUAACGUCUGCUCUCUCUGUGUCUCUGUGGUCUGUCUGACUGACAGUUCUUGCUGUUUGCCUCUUGGUUUUUUGGAUGUGGAAGGAUUGAUAAAGAUGGAAAUACAACAGUCAUUCAGCACAGCUGUUCACCUGGACACAGGAGCUGCAGUAACUGAGGUCUGUUAAGUGGCCACCACGGAGUGGGUGAACAGACAGCGAAGCAAAGGUCCUCAGUGUGGUUGUCAGUGAAGGAGCGGAGGUGAAGGGCGAGGCCGGCCAAGCAGAGCGGAGCGAUGUUGGGGCAGGGCAAGCAUGCAACGCCUGCUCUCAUGUUAUUCCUGCUGCUGCUGACACACGAAGCAGCCAACAUUGAAGUCCCGCAAGACCAAAAGAUCCUGCAAGAAUUGAAGCAACCCCCCACUAUAAUCAAACAGUCAGCGAAAGACUUCAUUGUGGACCCCAGAGAUAACAUCAUCAUAGAGUGUGAAGCCAAGGGCAACCCAGUGCCAACCUUCUCAUGGAGGAGGAAUGGAAAAUUUUUCAACAUUGGGAAAGAUCCCAGGGUGACCAUGCGAAAACGCUCAGGAACCCUGGAGAUUGGCUUCCGUAAUGGAGGACGACCUGAAGAUUACGAAGGAGAAUACCAGUGUUUUGCCACUAAUGAUUUGGGAGUAGCUCUGUCUAAUAAAAUCUUGCUUCGGGUCUCUAAGGCUCCACUGUGGCCUAAGGAGGUGCUGGAUGCAGUGAAGGUUACAGAAGGGUUCCCGCUGGUUUUAUCCUGUAACCCCCCACCAGGCCUGCCUCCUCCGAUCACCUUCUGGAUGGACAGUGAUAUGAGUCCGAUCCCUCAGGAUAAAAGAGUGUCAAUGGGUUUGAAUGGGGACCUGUACUUUUCCAAUGUUCUGGCCUCAGAUGCUGACACAGAUUAUAGCUGCAAUGCUCGCUUCCUCUUCACACACACCAUCCAGCAGAAGAACCCCUUCACACUUAAAGUUCAAACCACGGAGCCAUAUAAUGACACCUCUUAUAAUGCCACAAAGCCCUAUGGUGACCGUAACUUAGUUGAGUCCAAGCCCACCUUACUCUCACCAUCAGGAAAGGAAAGCUCAAAGCUGGUGCUCCGAGAUGAGAGACUGCUGCUGGAGUGUAUUGCUGCUGGCCUUCCAACCCCUACUGUCAAGUGGAUUAAGAUGGGUGCGGAACUGUCUGAACACAAAGUGAAGUUCGAGAACUACAACAAGACCCUUAAGAUUAUCAACGUGUCAGAGGAGGAUGCUGGAGUGUAUGAGUGCAUGGCCAACAAUCAUUUAGGGAGUGUACGCCACUCCAUCACGGUCGAGGUCAAAGCUGCUCCUUAUUGGCUGGACAAACCUACAGACCUGGUGCUAGCCCCCGAUGAAAGCGGGCGUCUAGUGUGUCGGGCCAAUGGCAACCCUAAGGCUAACAUCCAGUGGCUAAUCAAUGGACAGCCGAUUGACACCCCAGGUGCUCUCCCAAAUCCUAGCAGAGAAGUGGAAGGUGACAUCAUCAUGUUCCGCUCUGUGCAGAUGGGAAGCAGCGCUGUCUACCAGUGUAACGCCUCCAACGAGCACGGCUACCUGCUGGCCAAUGCCUUUGUCAGUGUUCUUGACAUGAGUCCAAGGAUCCUGGGCCCUAAAAAUCAGCUAAUUAAAGUCAUCAGGAACAACCGCACCCUUCUCGAUUGUCCCUUCUUUGGUUCCCCUCUGCCAGAGCUACGCUGGUUUAAGAACGGACAGGGCAGUGGGUUGGAUGGAGGUCAGUAUCGUGUUUACGUCAACGGCACCCUGGAAAUCAAGCGGGCUCAAGCAGAGGAUGUGGGGACCUACACCUGUGUGGCCAGCAGCAUCCUGGGCACAGUUAACAACCAGGUUCGCCUAGAGGUCAAAGAACCAACUCGUAUAGUUCAAGGACCAACGCAUCAGUCGGUUAACCGGGGCUCUGCAGCUCGAUUUGACUGUAAGGUGACAUCUGAUCCAAACCUGUCAAUCACUGUAACCUGGACCAAGGAUGACAAGCCUCCCUAUGUUGGAUGGAGGCUGAAGAAGGACGAUGAGUCGCUGACCAUCCACAAUGUGAAUGAGGGCGAUGAGGGAACAUACACCUGUACUGUUAAAUCUGAGCUAGACCAGGACUCAGCCUCAGCCCGCCUCACUGUGUUAGACGAAGCAUCCCUCGACCCCCCACUCUCUAGUGCCUUGCCUCCAGACCGUCCAGAUCCUCCCAUGGAUCUGGAUCUGUCAGAUCCAGCAGCUCGCAGUGUUCGCCUCACUUGGAUCCCUGGAAAUGACCACAGGAGCCCCAUCACAGAGUUUUUGGUCCAGUUUGAGGAGAACCGCUGGGAGCCAGGCAGGUGGCAGGACCUGGCCACAUAUCCUGGAGACCUAAACUCUGUCAUCCUGCAGCUUGCCCCCUUUGUCAACUACCAGUUCAGGGUCAUCGCCAUUAACUCAGUGGGCCAAAGUGAGCCAAGCCGCCCAUCGCCAAGAUACAAGACCACUGGGGCUACCCCAGAUGCCAUUCCCAGAGGUCUGAGAGGUUGGGGCUCCCAAAAAGAUAAUAUGGAGAUCACAUGGGAGCCCUUGCUUGAUCUGGAGAGACACGGUCGGAACCUUCACUACAUGGUGUGGUGGAGACGGAAGGAUUUGGGGGAAGACUGGAGUAAUGUGACCACGCUCACGUCCAAACAUGUUGUUCAAAACACAGAAACCUAUGUGCCUUAUGAAAUAAAAAUUCAGGCCAGGAAUGAAUAUGGAGCAGGACCUGAGUCUAAUGUGAUUAUUGGCUACUCUGGAGAGGACAAGCCCACUGAUGCUCCCACUGAGCUUCGGGUGUCAAAGGUCAACAGCACAAAAGCAAAUGUUCACUGGAAGCCAGUAAACCUGAAUUCUGUCCAGGGAGAGUUCAAGGAAUACAGGCUCUACUAUUGGCGUGAGUCCAGUCUGGUUCCAAAUCUUGUGGUCAGUAAAGAGAACAAAAUCAAAGGGUUCUACAGCACUGUGGCUGAGCCAUCUGGCAUCCUCAGUGACCUGGUACCGUACUCAAAAUACAAGAUGUUCAUGGUUGUGGCUAACAGCCGCUUUGAGGGUCCCCCCAGCAACACAGUGGAGUUCACCACCAAAGAGGGGGUUCCUGAUGCUCCAAAGUUCUUCAGGAUCAACAGGAGGAGCUUUGACAGCAUCUACUUGGAGUGGGACAAACCAUUGGAGCCCAAUGGCAUUUUGAUAGGAUACCAGCUCAAGUUUCAAACAGUCAAUGGCUCUACGCUGGGUAAGACUCAGAUGCAAACCUUCUCCCGUAACAUGACCAAUUACACGGUGCGCCUGCCGGACCGCUCCACCCGCUACAAGUUCUACCUGUCAGCACGCACACAGGUGGGAGCAGGGGAGGUCUAUGCUGAGGAGUCUCCACACUUUGCCAAUGAGGAAAACUUUACUGAUGCCACAGGUCUAGUUGAGCUGACCAAUGCCCCUGUGGCUUCAGCUUUCACUCCUACUCCUCCUCCUCUUGCUCCUCUUCCUCCUACUACAAUUGCUCUUACAACUAUUAGCACCUCAACUACUUCUUUUCCUUCAACUACAACAACUACUGCUACUACUAUUAACGCGACCACCAUCACUACUAGUACAACGACUACUACCACCACAACUGAGGCGACUACUACCACUACUCCACCUGUGCUGGUCACCACCAAGCGUGUCGAUCAGAAUGUGCUGGUGUCCCCUGAGCGCGAGAUCUGGAAUCUGACGGUGGAGCCUAACAGUAACUACGCUAACGUCAGCUGGAGUCACAACUUCCCGGCCGGCAGCAGCGAGUUUGUGCUAGAGUUCACACUGGACAGCGACAAGACGUUGAAAGUUGUACCAGUGAAACAGCAGCCUCCGAUUACGGUGGCCGAUCUGAUCGCAGGUGCCAAGUACCAACUGAGGGUUUACUCCCAUGAGCUCAACAGCGUCAGCAGCAAAAAUGUCACCUUUAAGACCAAACCAGCCUACAUAGACCAAGUGGACAUAGCAACACAGGGAUGGUUCAUUGGCUUGAUGUGUGCCAUAGCCCUCAUCAUACUGAUCCUGCUCAUCGUCUGCUUCAUCAAGAGGAGCCGAGGAGGCAAAUAUCCAGGUGGUGGGCUCACUGGCUUGGCAAAAUAUCUAGUGCGUGAUAAAAAAGAUCUCCCCUUGGACCCAGUGGAUCAUAAAGACCAGGAUGGAUCCUUUGAUUACCAAAAUGGGUCGUCUGUCCCUGACAGGAACGAAAAUGAGAACAGCAGCGACGAGGACAACAAGCCACUGCAGGGCAGCCAGACUUCACUUGACGGCAAUGUGAAGGAAAGUGAUGACAGCUUGGUGGACUAUGGUGAAGGUGGCGACGGCCAGUUCAAUGAGGAUGGUUCAUUCAUUGGCCAGUACACGGUUAAAAAAGAUAAGGAUGAGACAGAGGGCAACGAGAGCUCAGAGGCCACCUCACCCGUCAACGCCAUCUACUCGCUGGCAUAGCCUUGUUGCAGCAUGUGAGGAAGUCAUUGGCAUCUUCUGGGUUGCGGACAUGAGGCCAGUGCAACACACACCAGAUACAGUACAACACACACAUCAAUCUAUGAGCAUAAGAUACAUAAAACACAUAAUGAUUGCAGCGGGGCCUGUCCGGAGACUGUGUAGGAAUAAGACAGGUAGUGGAAUAAGACCACAAACCAUUCCAGCUCCAAGAACAGCCCAUUGGAAGUGAUGUUUGGACAAAGCGGACAGUUCUUGUUUUCCUCCGUGCUCUACCUGCCCUUUGUCCACACAGACUUGAAGUGUGCCUUGAGGGCAGCACUUGGCAUUUGGAGGCAUCAACAAGUGUUCUUUCGAGUUUUUUCGUUGGUUUGUUUCUGCUCUGAACAGUUUCUGUGUCCUUGCUCUACUUCUUGAUUCCGCCGCAUACAUAUAUUUCUGUAGCAUCCCAAUAGAGAACACACAAAAGCUACACACACAACCUGCACCCCUCCUGCAACAUAUCAGCUUCUAACCAUCAGUUUCAACAGGAUGCUGGCAGAUAUGUUUAUCAUAUUGAUAUUUACACAAUGAAAGAUUUUAGUUUUUCCACGACUGGUAGAUGAGCUAUUGAAUAUUAAUAAAUGCUGUAUACAGCGUUGGCACGCAGUUUAGUGCCCUGCAGAACUAUGCACUAUCAUGUCCACCAUACCAUUUGGGCUUUAAUCUGGUUAGUAAAAGUACACAUUUUGGUUCUCGCUUAACCACUGAAAGGCUUGAAAUCCCUUUGCCUUGUAAAACAUUGUAGACAUAUUUUUCUUCACACUAAUCCAUUGUCAUAGUUUAAAUGUUAAGAUGUGUCAAAUGGCCACAGUAAGAAAAGCCAUUUUUGCCACUAGCAGCAACAGCCGCUGCAGUGGAAUUUUUAAAAGCUAACAAAUAAUGUUUUGGAGCAUGGUAGUAUCUGAGGCAGUAGAACGGAAUGUUAGUCUUAAGAAACAACAGUAGACGACAACCCAGUGAAAUCCCUAGUUAGCAUGUAGGCCAGCGCUGAACCCACCAGAACUCUGGGAGUUUUUAUCCAGCAGUCCAAAAAGCUCCUAAUUUGUUUUUUAACUUCUGAGAUGUGUUAUGCCUAUGUUGUCUCCGAUGGUACCUGAAUGCAGCAUGAGAACCUGGAAUCCUUAAGGUGUGUUCAGACUACAUUUUCACUUGCCACUCUUCAUACAACUUUAAACACUGACUUUUAUUACAGUAAGUUUUAAUUCUUUACAGCCAGUGUCCGGGUGUUGGCUAGGAGAUAGAUGUAUUUAUUUUCUUUCCUGUCUCAAGUAGCUUUUUCUCUCAAACUUGUUACUUGUUUCUUUAUAGUCUGUACCUUACACCUCUCAUUUUCUCCAAUUUGUGUAAACUCAAUUAUUGUACUAAUCGUCAUAAAAAAAGAAAAUAUCAAAUAUUGAAUAAUUUGACAACAGUUAUAGCAUGAAGACAUUUAAAUCACAGCCACCUUUGAAAUGGUACGCAUCAGCGUAGUUCUUAGUUUGGGCAGAGGAAGAAAUAAAAAUGAAAUAGUAUGAGUGAGCGCUGAGUAUUUUACUUGUCCAAUAACUACUGUAGGUUUGAUAUGUAAUCAUUCUCUGAUCAUUCUCUGAUUCUCUGAUCUCUGACUGAUCUCUGUAUUAAAAUCAGUGCAACUGUAUGUGUUCACUGGUUUAACCUUAGCUACCUGCUACUAAACACCACUAUAUCAAGCCGUUCAAGUCAAAUUUACAUAGAUCAUAACUCUGGUUAGUGGCUGCAGUUGACUCUUUAUUUUGAGAUAUUUAUUUUAUAUUUUUAUGACUAUUUAUUACGUUAUGUGCAUAGUAUUAAUAUAUUAGUUAUAUUAUAAUUGUUUAAACACUUACUUACUAAACACCUACUUAUUUUGUCCUUUUACACCAGAAAUUAGCCAAGACAGUGAUGACUUCAGUGUCUCAUCAUGAGAGGUGUUAAACACCACAGAAAAAUAUUUUUGUAACCUCUGGCUUUUCUGCUGUAACCUAGGCAACAAUGAAAAACAAUUGUCAUAUAUAAAAGGUUGUUAUUAUCUGUCCGUGUGCUGCUCUUCUCAUACUCAUGUUGUAUUAAUGUUUUUCUGUGUUGUUCUUCAGAUUUAUGUAAUAUAACAGAACCACCACAUAAAAUUAUUAUUGUUGCGUAUCAUUUAUUUGUCAUAUUCCUUUAUACAUUGUCCUAAACCUCUAUCUUUGUAAAUAUGUCAUAGUUCAUUUCCCCACAAAUGCUUUAUUUAAUAAGGAAUCAAAGAGUCACAAAUCUGUAACCACAAAGCAAAUGCGACAGGUGGAUGUUUAGUUCUUCAUGCACCUUUGUAAUGUAAAUUUGACUAACAUUUGCAAUCUGAGAAGAUAUCAAAAAUAAUCCAUCACUCUAUGUUCCCUUUGCUUUGACAUUGUAAUAUAUGGUACUGGCUGUGGCAAGUCUACCAAUCAAUUGUUUAAUGAAGGUUUGGAUUCGCUGUUGUGAAAGAGAAAUAAUUUAGAUGUAAAUAAGUGCUCCUGCAAUAUAAUGUUUGUAGCAUUUGUCGCACACUGCUAGUAGUCCUAAAAGAAUUGCAUUCACAUGCUGAGUUAUUGGAAUAUGCCAUGAUUCUCUCUGGAUCUAGUCCUUAUUCCCAUAUUUACUCUAAUACUCCUAUUGUUGUGUAGCCAUUUCUCAUUCAAUGGUUACAGGUCAAGUCUCUUCACAAGUAAGACAGCUAUGCCUCCUGCACAACAUCAACAAUAAGGCUGAAUAUUCUUUCCAUAUCUGUGUAACCACGAGGGUCCCUGAAAUGCCAGUUGUGUGGAUUUUGUGCGCUAUAACCAUGACAGAUUUCUAAAUUUUACCUUGUUUGUGACUGUUUUAUAAAUUCUAGAGGUGUCCAUUUCUACCAUUAGAUGAAAAAUGCAAGAGGAAAAAGUUAGUUAUGAUAAAAUAUGCAAUUCUAAUAAAUAAUAAUAAAAGUAAAUAUGACAAAAUUUAAAAAUUGACUUAAAUCAAAUUCCAACUUUUUGUCAUCUUAUUAUUUUCAUAACAACAUACUAUCUGUUUUUGAUUUUCCUUCUUAAGUAGUGGAAACUACACAAUCUGAGGCUGAUACUAGCUUGAACUUGAGCCCUUGAAUUUUCAGCAUAGGGACAAAGUUCAGUUAGUCAAUCCACUUUGUAGUUUUAGCUACAAAGUGGAUAGCUGAAGAUAUUGUCAGUGAUUUUGGUUCACUUUUUUCCUGUACUUUUCUGGUGUCUGUGUACCCAUUUCUGUUAGAAUGGAAUUGAUCUGGAGCAACUGAACAGUGUCCUUAUUCCAAAACUUAUACUUAGACUUAUUCCAAAAACUUGUUCUCAAAGCAAGUGGAGAACAUUGUCUACAAAAGUGUGUUCUGGUAAUCAGUGGAAAAUGUGAAACAAAGUGGUCAGAAAAGUGAUAUCAGUAUUGACACAGAACACGGAUUAGAUUAACGGUUCUGGCCUAGUAUUGCUCAUACCCUUCAAAACAAAGAAAUGUCUCACUGUCAGUCAUUGUGUCAACUAAAACUACUUUCAAACAGUCAUGUUGGCUUUGUUUUCUGCACAAUUUAAAGCAAUAUCUUCUCGGUUUUAAUCAGCUACAUCAGGUGAUUUCUCUGAUGCUUUUACAGUGUGUUGGCUAUAACCACCGAGGACAGACAUGUUAAAAAGCACGAGUCUGCUGUAGGAAUGACAGCACUAAGCAUCUUUUGUUUGGACUUUCAGUAGGUCAGAACCCCCACCGGACCUAUUGGGAAGUGUUUAUUUUAAUUUAACAUGUGGUUUCAUGGCCUUCUGUUCCUUGUCUAUCAAAGUGGGGGAGUAAACUGGCUCUGAAAAAAAGAAAAGAGAACUGAACCUGCUGAUACACAAUGCUUUCUUCUUGUGCAUGCUGAUUUAAGGUGUUGAGGUGAGUAGAUCUCCUCAGCUGCCCUUUCAUGGCAAAUAAAAAGUCAAUGCACAGUUCUACAGCUGUCUUCUUCUUCAAAUUGCUGCAAAAUUUAGACCGGUACACUGGUUUUUUUUUAAAACGAUUCCAUGCUGUUUGACUUUGUCUUUUUUUAUAUAAAUUCUUAUUUUCACGUCUUGCUUUCACCAUGUAUAUUAGAGCAAAGUCUAGCUUCACCAUGCAAAAUAACAGCUUUUGUAAAAAAACACCUACUACUUAAAAAGGCAUAAAUAUAUUCACCAUGUAUGCGUGUAUGAUGAGAUGUUGCAAAUUCUGCUAGCGACGCCUUCUUUAUAGUAAAGCUAUGUUCUUUUCUCUA